AUGUUGUCCUUGGUCUCACUCUCACUUUUACCUUUACUCACCUGUGCGCUGGCCACACCCCUCAGUGGAAAUGACACCGCUAGCCAUGCAGACAACUUCCGUACUUGGGCCACUGCUUCGGCAAUGGCCACUGACUUCGUAUCUCGGCUCAACUUGACCGAAAAGUCUGCCAUGCUCACUGGCAAGUUGAGUUUGGGUACGGGUGGCUGCAUUGGCAACAUUUUGCCGAUCAAUCGUAUCGGUUAUUCGGGCUUGUGCCUGCAGGACGGCGGCAACGGUGUUAACCUCGCUGAUCUUACCACUGUUUUCCCUUCUGGAGUGACGGUUGGUGCGAGUUGGGACAAAAAACUCAUGUACGAGCGAGCAGUCGCCAUGGGCGAAGAGUUUAGGUCCAAAGGCAUCCACGUGGCCCUUGGACCUUCGGCAGGACCUCUUGGUAGACAUGCGCUUGGGGGCAGAAACUGGGAAGGUUUCUCCGUCGACCCGUACCUCUCGGGCAUUGCCAUAGCUGCCACCAUCGAAGGCAUACAGUCCCAAGGCGUUCAGGCCUGUGCCAAGCACAUUGUGGGCAAUGAACAAGAGACUCAGCGCAGCUUCACAAUCUCUGCGAAUGGCACGCGCAUUGAGGCCAUCUCGUCAAACAUAGAUGACCGGACAAUGCAUGAGCUGUAUAUCUGGCCAUUUGCCAACGCCAUCAAGGCUGGAGUUGCGAGCGCCAUGUGCAGCUAUAAUCGCUUGAAUCAAACAUAUGCUUGUGAGAAUUCGGCUCUACUCAACAAUAUUUUGAAGGUGGAGCUUGGAUUCCAGGGCUACAUCAUGUCCGAUUGGUUUGCAACUCACUCCGGCGCUAAAUCGAUCAAUGCUGGUCUGGAUCUCAACAUGCCUGGCGCGUACAGUGUGGAGACGACCGCCACUGGGGAGAGCUACUGGGGAGCCAACAUCACGACCAUGGUGCAAGCGGGGUCUGUAUCGGAGGAGCGUAUUGAUGAGAUGGUCCGUCGUAUCAUGAUCCCAUACUUCUUCUUCGGCCAGGACCGCGACGACUACCCACCGGUAGACCCGUCCCUAGCAUAUAGCUUUGCGGCCUGGUCAAAUGUACUCGACUACCUCCCCAAACCGAUACCCAACAGUCGCGACGUUCGCGGAAACCAUCAUCGCCUGGUCCGCAAGAUCGGUGCGGAAUCGAGUGUUCUCUUGAAGAACGUCGAUUCAACUCUUCCGCUGAAAGCCCCUCUCAACAUUGGAGUUUUUGGCAACGAUGCUGCCGAUCCCAGCGACGGAUUGACCUUUAACGAAAGAUUCGAGAUUGGAACGCUGGACAUUGGCGCUGGCGCAGCAAGCGUUCGUCACACGUAUCUCGUGUCCCCACUGGAGGCUAUCAAGGCUCGGGCCAAGAUAUUUGGCGGCCGGGUCCAGCAUAUUCUGCGCAACUCGAUUAUCGCAGCUGGGGAUUUUUCGAGCUUGUUCCCCAUCCCAGAUGUUUGCCUCGUCUUCCUCAACACAUUCGCAUCCGAGAAUAUGGACAGACAGACAUAUGAAGCCGACUGGAAUUCUACGCUGGUUGUUGAGAAUGUAGCGAGGAUUUGCCCUAAAACAGUCGUCAUCACACACUCCGCCGGCAUUAACUCUAUGCCAUGGGCCAACAACGUCAAUGUCACAGCUAUCAUAGCUGCCCAUCUCCCCGGCCAGGAGUCAGGCAAUUCUAUUGUUGAUGUUCUAUGGGGCGAUGUUAACCCGUCGGGCAAGCUGCCAUACUCAAUUGCGAAGAAUCCUGAGGAUUAUGACAUCCCAAUUGUGAACCUAACGGAAGCUCAGGGUAACUCCCCAACGGGUUGGCAGUCGGACUUCGUUGAGGGCCAGAUGAUUGAUUAUCGACAAUUGGAUUUUGCGGGCAUUGAGCCUCUGUUUGAGUUCGGCUUUGGCUUGAGUUACACGACGUUCAGCAUGAACUCGGAGCUCAAGGUCAAGGAGCUGAGCCGAAAACUUACGUCCAAGCCUGACUCUUCACGCGAGAUCCGACCGGGCGGCAACCUUGAUCUCUGGGUACCAGUUUUGCAAGUUAGCACAAGUGUCACUAACACUGGAUCCAAGGCGGGCUCGACUGUGCCUCAGUUGUAUGUAUCCCUGCCGCUCGAAACGACACCACAAGGGACACCCGUGCAGGUCCUGAGGGGGUUUGAAAAACUUGCAUUGAAACCGGGCGAGACACGAAAGAUUACUUUUGAACUUCUUAGGCGCGAUGUCAGCUACUGGGAUACUAGUUCCCAGACGUGGGUCAUACCGAGGGGCAAAUUCUCUUUCAAGGCUGGAUUCAGUUCUCGGGAUAUUGUGGCGAAGGCUGAGAUGGAACUAGAUCUAAGAGAUUAG
Molecule: messenger RNA, 2367 nt
Organism: Aspergillus novofumigatus IBT 16806
Lineage: Eukaryota; Fungi; Ascomycota; Eurotiomycetes; Eurotiales; Aspergillaceae
Product: beta-glucosidase
Exons: 3
Coding region: 1-2367 (788 amino acids)
Biological process (GO): glucan catabolic process
Molecular function (GO): beta-glucosidase activity
Source: RefSeq, a predicted model, not a curated record